This is a messenger RNA of Pseudophryne corroboree (corroboree frog), 1502 nucleotides long. RefSeq names its product transmembrane protein 218 (gene TMEM218). Lineage: Eukaryota; Metazoa; Chordata; Amphibia; Anura; Myobatrachidae. The transcript has 5 exons. The record is from RefSeq and is a predicted model, not a curated record. The coding region runs from base 1008 to 1355 and encodes 115 amino acids.
GGGGGGUGGGGAACCAGCCUGUGUGUGUGGAGAGACAGCAGACCAGCAGGAGUGAGGCCGAGUGUGUGGAGAGACAGCAGGAGCGAGGCCGAGGCCGGUGUGGAGAGACAGCAGGAGUGAGGACGAGUGUGUGGAGAAACAGCAGGAGUGAGGACGAGUGUGUGGAGAGGCAGCAGGAGUGAGGACGAGUGUGUGGAGAAACAGCAGGAGUGAGGACGAGUGUGUGGAGAGACAGCAGGAGUGAGGACGAGUGUGUGGAGAGACAGCAGGAGUGAGGACGAGUGUGUGGAGAGACAGCAGGAGUGAGGACGAGUGUGUGGAGAGACAGCAGGAGUGAGGACGAGUGUGUGGAGAGACAGCAGACCAGCAGGAGUGAGGACAAGUGUGUGGAGAGACAGCAGGAGUGAGGACGAGUGUGUGGAGAGACAGCAGGAGUGAGGACGAGUGUGUGGAGAAACAGCAGGAGUGAGGACGAGUGUGUGGAGAGACAGCAGGAGUGAGGACGAGUGUGUGGAGAGACAGCAGGAGUGAGGACGAGUGUGUGGAGAGACAGCAGGAGUGAGGACGAGUGUGUGGAGAGACAGCAGGAGUGAGGACGAGUGUGUGGAGAGACAGCAGACCAGCAGGAGUGAGGACAAGUGUGUGGAGAGACAGCAGGAGUGAGGACGAGUGUGUGGAGAGACAGCAGGAGUGAGGACGAGUGUGUGGAGAGACAGCAGGAGUGAGGACGAGUGUGUGGAGAGACAGCAGGAGUGAGGACGAGUGUGUGGAGAGACAGCAGGAGUGAGGACGAGUGUGUGGAGAGACAGCAGGAGUGAGGACGCUGGUGCUGCGCUUGUUUUUCAUUCAUCAGUUGCUUGUGAUGGCUCUCUGGGCCGGGGCCUGUUCCUAAGUAACGCCAAGCCGUUGUGUUGCUAGGAGACGUGGAUCUGCCAAUAAAUGCACGAGUGACUGAAUUGAUACCAUAUUUUUGAGGCACCUGUGUAUCCAAUGGUCGGUCUAAGAGGAUGGCUACCACAGUGCUGGGAGUGGGCACCGGAGUGUUCGUGCUAGCUGUUAUUUGGGUGAUAACGCUGCUGCUCUGCAUCAUCCUUGCUCGAGCGUCUGGUGCAGCACGAUUCUUCAGCAUUUUGCUCCUCUUCCUGGCCGUGAUCCUCACCCUUAUUCUGGUGUAUUUUCCACGAGACAGCCAGACUCCCUCAACAGUAACAGAGGUUCAGAUCGUGGACACGUUCUUCAUUGGCCGCUAUGUCCUGAUAUCCGUUAUGAGUCUGAUCUUCCUGGGGAGCCUGUUCCUGGCCCUGGUGUACUACGCCCUGGAGCCUGUCUAUGCCAAGCCUCUGCGAGCCCGGUAAUGCCGCAGGACAGGAAACUCCUCUUUCUGUUUCCGGGUGACUUUUUACUCCUGUACUUUGGAAAUUAGGUACUGAGCUUAUGUUUGUAUUGUGCAUUCUGGUACCGGUACUCCUUUAUUUUAAUAAUAAAAUCUAUGUUUGUAACAA